GGCUGGCAAUUGUACAAUUCAAACAUGGCGGCACGAAGCGCCUUCAAGUUUGUUGAUGCCGCAGGCGGCGGUAGCACUGAGUAUGCAGCGCCAAACACGUUCGACUCGUUGCACCAUGGCAGCUCCAGCUCGGAUCUGUCGUCGUUGGUGGAUGACGUGGACCCCAGCAUAGCUGGCGGCUACCGCGUGGUGUACGACCGCGAAACUCCCUUUGAAUUGCGCAUCCAGGACUCGGACAACGCGCCGCAGCAAGUUGGGACAUUGGAAGCGAUUAAAGUCAAGAUUCUGUUGCUUGGUGACGAGAACGACCUAAAGGCGCUCAAGAUCGAGCUGUCGACCGAAACCGAUCUCUUCUUCUACUAUUCGCACGUGUGCGACCUCGAAGGGUUCCAUCUCGUUCAGGAACAACAGAAGCUCAUGGUUGACUUCUCCGAUUACGCGAACGUCCUCAUUCGCAUGCUCAACAACUGCAUAAAAGAGCCCCACAACCACAUUGCGGUCUACCUCAUGCAAGCGGAUGGCCGCGCCCGCCUUGACUUUAUCCAGAACAUGGAGUACAAGUUUGUCGAGCUCCUGUCCGUGGAUUUUGCGCGGUCGCCGGAAGAAAUCGUGCGCCAGCACAUUGCGUACCGCUACAACACGGUCAAGAACCGAGUCACGGCGCUUCAGUCGCGUCUGCACGAAGUGAACAACCUCGUCAAAGUCAAGAACCCUUCGUUGCUCUUGCAGUUGCAAAAAGCGCCUCCGCCAGCCGUGAACCCUCGUGACGCCACCACGGCGUCGUCGCGGAACCAUAGUCGAUUCCACUAACGUUUUUCACGAUAAACGUGCAUGUUGCGUACAUGCGAGCGGCGCCGACUUGCACCUACACUCGCCU
Molecule: messenger RNA, 877 nt
Organism: Aphanomyces invadans
Lineage: Eukaryota; Oomycota; Saprolegniomycetes; Saprolegniales; Verrucalvaceae
Exons: 8
Coding region: 25-810 (261 amino acids)
Source: RefSeq, a predicted model, not a curated record